AUGUCAGCACGAUGCAUUACGAACUGUAAGCCGACACUUUCUGGAGCGAAUACACUCGCACAUCACGUCAGUAAUGGCGGUGUUCGAAGAUUUCCGCAAUCACGCAGAGGGUUGGUAAGCACAUCUCGUAGUCUCGACGAAGGUUCGACUGGAACAUGGCGGAGCAAUCAGAGUACCAUCAAUGACAAGACGCAACGCACAUCGCACACAAGCCCCAACGCCGCUUUGCAAGUGCUUCUAGAUUCGAUUGUGCACAUCCCCAAGUACGGAUUUAGCAAGCAAGCGUACUUGGCAUCGUACAACUCGACGCUCUCUGCUGCAGAAACAGCCAAGCGCUUGCAAACAUUGCAAACACUCUUUCCCGGUCCCGACUGUUUGUUUUCCAGUCAACUUUUCAUCGCUUGGAACAGGGUGUGCGAUCUAUCUAUCAUCCACGAGCUUACGCACGAACGUGUUUUGCACCUGAUAAGAAAUGGACACCAUUUCCCUGCGCAUCCUCCUCCAACCAUCAGCACGCAACCUCCGUCAGAAUCUCACUUGCAAGACUCGCUCUCGAAAGUGACUUUGCUCAUCGAACAGCGUCUCUAUCUCUCCUGGGCUGUUCGACACCACCUGAUCCAAGCCAUCACAUCUCUAUCAACGUUUCCCGCCACCCAAACUCCACUCCACUUUGUUCCACUCGGAACAUGCUUAUCUGAUCUGCGGCUCCCAAACGCUUUACCACUACUCGAACUAAGCUCCAACUUGGUCUCGAUGACUCUGACGCAUCCAGCAGCACAAAACAAAACACACUGGAUCGAUCCGGACGGUCCACAGUGGUACAGCAUCAGGGCAAGGCUGACGUUGGCGUAUACCGCCGCUACUCUGCACGCCGCUUCAGCACACGUACACCACUGGCAAGAGUCGAGGGCUGUGCUCAGGAAAAUUAUCAGCGAUAGAGAGCACGGUAUCCUUGCUACCUUGAGCAAUCGGAUCGACUCCGGCAAACAGUGGGCCAAAUGGGGUGGCAGGGGUUGGUUGGGCGUCUUAAGGAGUCUGGGAUGGUGA
Mycosarcoma maydis (corn smut) is the source of this 1047-nucleotide messenger RNA. RefSeq lists its product as uncharacterized. The transcript has a single exon. The coding region runs from base 1 to 1047 and encodes 348 amino acids. The record is from RefSeq and is a predicted model, not a curated record. NCBI's taxonomy places the organism in Eukaryota, Fungi, Basidiomycota, Ustilaginomycetes, Ustilaginales.